Drosophila eugracilis is the source of this 3358-nucleotide messenger RNA. It is a transcript of the gene brk, whose product is annotated as alpha-protein kinase 1. Bases 590 to 2686 code for a protein of 698 amino acids. Lineage: Eukaryota; Metazoa; Arthropoda; Insecta; Diptera; Drosophilidae. The transcript has a single exon. The record is from RefSeq and is a predicted model, not a curated record.
AGAACGUAUCUUCGAACUAGAACGCCGAGGGCAGAACAAUUGUGUUUUGGAUUCCUUGCCGUGCGGAUCGCAAACGCGAGUUAUGAGAAGAGCGUAGUAAAACGUACGAAGUAGCUUAAAAGAAGACUAAAAAAGAAAUAGCCAGCCAAACAACAACACACAAACGUUUAGUGCUUACACAUUAUUUUUUUAACUGUGUUUUGAAUAAAUGCAUAUAUAAAGAUAUUUUUUGAAAAAAAAGAGGAAUUUUAAAAGUGAUUUUCAGUCGAUUUUUAUCAUUCAUAUAAACUCCAAAAGUAUCUGUGUGGCGAGUGUUUGUGUGCGUCUGUGUGCGAGUCGACGUCGACGUCGCUGCUUUGGGGACAGAGCUGCCAGAUCGCGAGUUAUGAAAGCGCAAGCGUCGCACGCAAGUAGCAACAACAGCUACAACAAAAGCACAUAACACUACUUACUACCUACAACAAGAGCAACACACUUUUAUACUACAUUUUUUGUUUGCCACAACAAAGUAUAUAUAUACUUUACAAAGAAGAAUUGUUCAGAAGAAAAACUGAAUAAAGAACACUUAAAAAACAGUCAAAAAACCAUAAUGGAUAGCAGCAGCAGCGAACAGCUAAACGGCUCUGGAGCUUUGAGUUUCAAACGGCCCAAGGAUUCUUCAGAGAAUUCCACAAGUAAUAACAAUUCUUCUGGCAGUCCCAAAAUGGGCAGUCGCCGCAUUUUUACGCCACAUUUUAAACUGCAAGUUUUGGAAUCGUAUCGCAAUGAUAACGAUUGCAAGGGCAAUCAAAGGGCCACGGCCAGGAAAUACAAUAUACACCGCCGGCAAAUACAAAAAUGGUUGCAAUGCGAAUCAAACUUGCGCUCUUCAGUGGCCAACAAUCAGCAGCAGCAACAGCAACAGCAGCAACAACAACAGCAACAACAACAACAGCAGCAACUUCUCCCGCAGCAAUCGGUAUCACCGACACCGGCAGUCAAGGUGUUCCAUCAGUUGAAUCAUCCGUUGGUACAUCAGCUCCAUCAUCAUCAUGCCGCAUCUGUUGGGCAUGGACAUCAUCAUGCUGCUGCCCAUCAUCAUGUCGCUGCCCAUCACCAUGCCGCCCAUCAUCAUCAUGCAGCAGCAGCAGCGGCGGCAGCUGCAGCGGCGGCAGCUGCAGCAGCGGCCCAUCAUCAUGCCGCCCAUCAUUUGUUGGCGACCAAUGGCAUGGUGCCACACCCCCUGGCCGCCCAUCCACAUUUACAUGUCCCGGUGGCAAUGCAUCCACAACUGCAUCAUCAAAAGGAGCAGCAGCAGUUGCAGCAGGAGCAGCAACAGGAGCCACAAGCAGCUGGAAAUAUUGCCUCAAAUUGCAGCAGUCAAGGAUCCUCUAAUGUCCUUUCCGCAGCAAAAAUUGCCGCUGUUGUUGCCGCCGCCAUGGCCACUACUAGCAAUGGCAAUUCCACACCAACAGCAAUCCCCGCCAGCAGCAGCAGCAGCAGCAGCAACAGCAACAACAGUAGUUGUAACAACAGCAAUAAUAGCAGCAACUGCAACAGCAACCAAGUGCCAAUACAAGUGCCAAUUCUGAGCGGUUCCCCGGGAUCCUCGUCAUCAGCCAGUCACAUUCCACACAUGCCCUAUGCAUACCAUCAUCAUCAUCAUCCACAUCAUAACCAUGGCUAUCUGGAGAAUCGUUUGGAGGCCGUAGCCACACCUGCACCCAUGGAUUUAUCUCUCGGAUCCUCUGCCCGUCGUCAAAUGCAAUUGAACGAGAAGGAUCCAUCGGGCGUGGAUCUCACUUUCCGCAAACGUAAGGUCAUCACCAAUCCUAUGCAACCCGAUAAGAUUAGUAAGCUAGAGGAAGUGAUCAAGAAGGAACCCGAAACGGAAACGGAAAACGAGGAUGUCGAAGUGGAUGUGGAAACAGAGCAGCCAGAAGAGCGCAAAGUGCCCUCCAAACAGGUCAAGCUAUUCAAGCCCUAUUUACUGGACGAUGAUGAGGAGCAGGAACAUCGCCAGCAGCAGCAAGAGGAUUUGGAUGAGGGAGCUGGCGAGGAUGAACACGAAGAUGAUGACGAAUACCGUGAUGCCGAUGACGAUGAAGUAGACUCCAAGGAUGCGGCUGACAAGAAGCAACGUCGUCUCAAAAAGAAACCAGCGGUAAUCAACGAACAAAGGGAUCCCAUUAUCUGGAGCAAUCAUCCAUAUCCUGGAGGUUGUCUAUCGCCUGGUAGUUCUACCACUAGCUUUCAAUGCCCCAGCACUAUGCAACAGCAACAGCAGACAUUUCCCGUCGGCGGCGGGAGUCCUAAUCAGCAAUUUCAGGAUAACUGCAGCUCAAGCAAAGCCACCUCGCCCCUUAGCCCAUUCUCGGCGCCCGCCCUCUCGCCCACCGGUUUCUGUUGCCCCAAAGGAUCGCCCGUUUCCGGUUACGAGAGCAGCUCAUCCACCUACAGCGACAGCGGCAGCAACUACAGUCUCAAUCUCCAGCUGCAUGCCGUCUACAACGACAAUCUGAUGUAUAUGCAGCAGCAGCAGCAGCAACAGCAGCAGCAACAGCAGCAACAUCAACUGCAACAUCAGCAACACCUGCAACGCUGGCUGGAUCAGGAGUCUUUAACGAAUGCGAGGAGCACAUCCGUGAAUCGACCACUAAUCCUUGUGGCGGAUACUGCGCCCGCAAACAUGACCCUGGUGGCCUAAAGAACACAACAAAUACACAACACACACACACACACAAUAGCAACUAAGCAAGCAGCAAUCCCACCAAUCGGAUGUUAUAAUGGCAGUCACUGGGCCUGGCCUUUUAGUUCCCUAAGCCAUAUUUAAGUUUAAAAAAAAGCGUUUUUUUUUCUUGUCUUCUAGCUUUACCAACUAAGUUUAUUUUAUAUAUAUUAAAUUCUACACUUUAAGCGCUAGCGAGAGAGAGAGAAAGAAAGCGAAAACAUAUAUCUUCCAAGCAUAUCAGCAAAAACAAAAAAACUCCCCAACCUUAGGUUAAAGAUUAUUAUUUUUUUUUUUUUGGAUACCUUCUAAGAACAAAGUUAAAGCUUAAGUUUAGUUAUUCCCUUUUUUCCUUUUUUAAUUAGAAUGUGUAAAUAAUAUUGUACAAAACAAAAGGAAAAGGGAAUACUAAAACAAGGCGAAACAAUUUAAUUUAACUUAAGAAUUUCAACGCUAAAUUUAAUUUGUAAAAGAUGAGGGGCAAGGGGGAUUGUGUGAAGUAAAUAGGAGAGAAAAAUGUGAAAACUGCAACUGGAAAAACUGAGAAAAUUGUUAAGAGUAAAGCUUUAAAAAUGAAACAAAAUACAAACACACACACAUACACCUUUACAAUAAACACACACACACACAUAUAUAAAUAUUUUUUUUUUU